CUGUUAAAAUUAGUAAAUCAGGAUGGGACAUCUUAUAUAACCUAGUAGAGUUGCAGUAUUAAAUGUGCAUUUUUAGUUGCUCGACAUUUAAUUGCCGGUGACUUGAAAAAGAAUAAUAUAAUUUGUCAUUACUGUUUUCUUCAACGCAUUAGCGACCAGUGUUGCCAGUAUUUCCAGUAAGAAAUAAUUUUUAAAAUAGACAGCUUUUACGUUUUUUCUUGACAUUUAUGAAUGUAUAGAAAAAUUAUAUUUUGGCUCAAAAGUUUUACCUACCUACUCAUUUAUUUUAUUAAUUAGAUUUGUGUAUAUUGUUCUCACGGACCCUCUAGAUAUGAUAAAAUAGUCUAAAUAAUUUGUUUUGUCGUAGAUUAAUAUUAUAAAAAACCUAUAACUAAAACUUGUUUUUUGCAUUGUAAUAAAUAAUUUUUUUUUAUAUAUAUACACCCACAGUCAGUAAAAUAGUACAUUUUCAAUUUAUAUGAAUAUAAUUAUUAUUGAUGAAGAAAUAUUUACCAUACGUUUGUUAUGUUUUCAAAGAUAAUUAUAUUAUGCAUGUUUGUUAAAUUAGUCAUUACAGAGUUAAUAAUCAAUUAUGUAAAUAUUACAUUACUAAAUACUAUGUAUUGACACUACAUAAGUCGAGCAUAAUGGUACUAAGCAAAGAAUAAAAAAAUAACAAUAAACAUUAUGUUUAAGAUUGGUUACAGUUGUAUUUUUUAUUUAAAUAUGAUAAAAUGUCAGUUUGUUUUUAAUUAAAUUAAACUUCAUAAAAUAUCAACUUGCAGUUUUGAAUUAAAAAUAAAAAUAAUUUUAAAAUACCAAUAAUUGAAUGUAAAUCAAAUAACCACUUCUACAUGUUUUCAUAAAAGAUCUUCGUGAUUUAUUUAUCAUGGCUUUUGGAAUUGUCGAUUAUGUUGUACUUGGUGUAAUUAUUUGUAUAUCAUCAGCGAUUGGCGUGUAUUUUCGAUUUACGGGUGGCAAACAAAAAACUACUCAAGAAUAUAUGAUGGGAAACCAAAAUCAAGGUAUCAUACCCGUAGCAUUUUCUUUACUCACCGUUUAUACAUCAUCUUCUUCUCUAUUCGGAGGAAGUGCAGAAAUUUAUAGUCAUGGAACUCAAUUCGUUAUACUCUAUAUAGGAUACAUCAUUGGGACACCAAUAAUAACAUACGUUUUUCUGCCUGUAUUUUUCAAACUAGGGAAACUCUCUGUAUACGAAUAUUUAGAGAAACGGUUUGGAAGACUAACUAGAACUACUGUUUCCAUAGCAUUUAGUAUAAAAACAGUUUUAUAUAUGGCUAUAAUGCUGUAUGCUCCAGCUCUCACAUUUGAAACUAUAAUUGGGGUUUCUCUUGAGUUUUCUAUUGUUUUGGUCGGUGUAGUUUGUAUAGUUUAUUCGGCAAUUGGUGGUAUCAAGGCAAUUAUAGUAACAAGCAUGUUUCAAGUGAUCAUUAUUUUAGGCUCAAUAUUCGCAGUAAUUGGAGUUGCUAUGUAUGAAACAGGUGGCUUAUCAGAAAUUUGGAGUAUUGCUAAACAUGAUGGCCGUAUUGAACUAAAUAAUUUUAACAUAGAUCCAACAGAAAGACAUACAUGGUUAAAUUUGACAUUAGGAGGAAUUUUAAUUUAUUCUAUGAAUGGUAUUACCCAAGUUCAAGUUCAAAAAUAUCUUACCAUGAAAGAUAAAACAUCAGCAAUCAAAUGCGUUUGGCUUAGUUUACCAAUUUUAUUAAUAAUAUCAUAUUCAAAAUGUUUCACUGGCUUGGCUAUCUAUUCAAAAUAUCAUAACUGUGAUCCAGUCAAGUCUGGACGUAUUAUAAAAGAUGAUCAAUUACUAUCAUUGUAUGUGAUGGAUACAAUGGGAAACAUUCCAGGAAUGACAGGCUUAUUUGUUGCUGGCGUACUGUCGUCAGGAUUAAGUUCUGUAUCACCAGUUAUUAAUUCAAUGGCUGCUAUUUCAUUAGAAGAUUACAUAAAUCCAUUUAUUAAGGAUGAGUUAACUGACAAGCAAAAAGUAUUUUACUUAAAAUUAUUGGUUGUCUCUUAUGGUAUUUUAUUUAUUUUACUGAGUUUUUUCAUAAAAUAUUUCGGAUCUCUUUUACAAAUGUCUUUAACAUUAACGGGUGUGUUUGGAGGUCCAGUUGUAGCUAUUUUUACGCUUGGAAUGUUAAUACCAUAUGCAAAUGAAAAAGGUUCAUUAACUGGGCUCACUUUGGGCCUCAUAUUUUCUUCUAUUCUUUGCUUUGGUGGACCAAAACCUGCUAUCAAAUCCUUACAUAGAACUAUAAGUGGAUGUACGGUAUUGAAUGAAACUGUCAUUACACUAUUAAAUUCAACUUUAUCUAAUAAUAAAUCAGAAGACAGUUAUUUUUAUAUAUAUCGUAUAAGUUACAUGUACUAUGUUGUUUUGGGAUUUGCUGUCACUUUCAUAGUAGGAUUAAUAGUAAGCGCAAUGUUUUAUGAUUCGAACCGAGUGGUUGAUCCAGAACUAUUCACGCCAUUUAUAGCAAAUAGAUUAAAAAAAACAAGGAAUUUUAAUAAACGAUAUUCUACUAGUAUGGAGUUAAAACAGCAAAAUGAAACUUUACUUCCUAAAAUUUAACUUUUUAAGUUAAUUUUCAAGACUAACUUCAGUUUUUAGCUAAAAAGUUGAUUAAAUUUUUAACUUUUUCUUACAUAACUGAAUUAUUUUUUGUACAAAAACCAACUAUAUUUAUCAAUACACACUCUAAAAGAUCAACCAAAACAGCACUUAUUUAUUUAAAACCAUUUAAUUAUUUUUAUCACUAAGAUCCACCUCAGGCCCGAUGCUUUACGAACCUCAGGCAUAUUAGGUCCUUUGAUACGUCUUUGCGGAUAGAAUCUAGUAGAAGCACGAUAAGUGUUUUGCACAAGAUAUAUUACCUCAAAAUCAUUGUAACAAAAAUAUAGUAAAAAAUUUAAUAAUAAAAAAAAGGUGCAUGAAAUCCGUAGAGCUCGGCGUAUAGGGGAAAGCGCAAUUUUAAAAUAGUAAAAUAAUAUUCAAAGUUCAUACAUUUUUUUAGGCAUCCUUUAAUUUUCACUUAUUUAUGUAAAAAGUUAUUUUUAUAUACAUUACGAAAUUCAUUGUUUACAAUAUUAUAUUAAAUUAUAUUAUCAUACGUUUAUGUCAAAUAAUUAUAUUUAAAAUCAUUUAAGUAAUUUAUGUUUAUAAUGAAA
Messenger RNA from Daktulosphaira vitifoliae (grape phylloxera), 3195 nucleotides. Its product is annotated as putative sodium-dependent multivitamin transporter. The coding region runs from base 890 to 2599 and encodes 569 amino acids. Lineage: Eukaryota; Metazoa; Arthropoda; Insecta; Hemiptera; Phylloxeridae. Gene Ontology annotation, molecular function: symporter activity. The transcript is spliced from 11 exons. Gene Ontology annotation, cellular component: membrane. Gene Ontology annotation, biological process: transmembrane transport; sodium ion transport. The record is from RefSeq and is a predicted model, not a curated record.